Tuber aestivum (summer truffle) is the source of this 1239-nucleotide messenger RNA. The record is from the annotation of a GenBank genome assembly. NCBI's taxonomy places the organism in Eukaryota, Fungi, Ascomycota, Pezizomycetes, Pezizales, Tuberaceae.
AGGGUAUAAAGGCGUCCCCCCUUCUCGAGAGAGUUGCUGGAAUUCGUGUCAACAGGCAUCGGCUCUUUCACGAUAAGUCACUACUUGGACGUUUACGAAAAGGGAUCGCAUCAUCCCCUCGACCUGAACUAAAAGCGUCAUAGUCGCGUCUAUUCGUGUUACUUGUAUCCUUCGGUUACCCUCCGCACCCUUAUCUAGACUGAGCCCCGCUAUCUACCCCGCUACGAUCCGUUCGCGUCAGCCUUAAAAAAGACCAAACACUAACAGCGGAAAACUCCCAUCGAAAACAUCAAACAAACACCCUUACCAAGCAGAACAAAAAGAAAAAGAAGGAAACAUCUCAUAAUGCCCCACUACCUUCAACAAUCAACCAGAAAGUCCGAUCUGCCAAUCCCCCUGGACUACCGGGUGAUAGAUGUGCUCCUGGACCACUGCCGGAAGGGCGACAUCACAGAGCUACAGCAACUGCUCUUCGUGCUGGUGAACGAGUCCCCACCCUCAGUCAUGCCUUUGGACCUCCUAACAGCCUCCAAAGGCAAAGAAUCAUUGAACAACACCCUCCACAUGGCUGCCGCGAACGGUCAUUACGGUACUUCAUUCCUUCCAUCCGUUUCACCUCUCCACUCCUUUUGCUUACUCCACCCACAGAAGUCGCCAGAUACCUCUUAACCCUCCUCCCAAAGGCCACCCCGGCAAACCCCAACCCAAUCAAACCCCACCCAUUCGUGGCCCAGCGUAACAGCAGCGGGAACACGCCGCUGCACUGGGCUGCCUUGAACGGACACCUGGACAUCGUCAAGCUGUUGAUGGAUCGCGGAGGCGCGGACCCCUUGGUUGCCAAUAAUGCCGGGCACAACGUCCUGUUCGAAGCCCAGUCAGCUGGUAAGGAGGAUGUGGCCAAGUUCCUUUUGGAAACAUGUCCAGAAUUGGCGGCCCCCGUUGGACGCACAGAGGAGGGGGAGGCAGCGGAGGAAGGGGAAGGGGCGGGGAAGGGAAAGGAACCCGAAACCCAGCCGGUCACCGGGGGGAUGGAAGAGUUGAAUGUUUCCGCUGGAGAUACUAAGACUGGCGAAGCUGGGAGCGCUUGAACAGUGAGGAAGCGGGGGGUGGUUGGUCGGUUAGCUAGUUUCUUCCAUAUUUUUCAUGUAUCCCACGAUAUCAAUCUCUUUACCGACCCCCGCCUACCACAGUGGCACAAGAGAAGAAAAGAAAAAAAAUAAUAAGAAAUAUUAAUCCCCC